AUGGUUGAUUCGCUUAUAGUUUUGAGAAUAAAAAAGGUUCCCUAUCCUUCGCCCUAUGAGUCGAGCGCCGACAAUGGUGUCAUGACUUUUAAUCGCCAUCUCCAAUGCCUCUUCAGGGACAAUUGGUCACCUAUCCCCUUGACGGCGAAGAUGCAGUGGAAGUUCAUCUCUGGUUUUGAUAUUGUUAUGGGCAAAUCUCAACGUGGUGCCGUUGGAGGGUCACAGGAUCCGGCAGUCUCUCCCGCAAGACGUUUUACCCGGGCAUCCGCACGUAACAGCCCCCUAGAGGCAACUCAUCCCGCAAGCAGGAAUCCAUCGCCCAUCCGCAAUCCCACAAAGAAAGUGACAAAACGGAAGGGAUCUCGGGUCUCGCCACUGCUCCAGCGACUCCGGUCCAUCACAUCAGAGUGGGAGAAAGAGCGCGAUGCUCGUGGUCAAAGCAUGAAGCCAACAUCUUCCACUCGAAGGGCAGUGCUUCAGGAUUCAGAGGGCCCUUUGGAGGAACAUGAUGAUAGGGAUGUUCCAUCAGUGCAGUGUCUAAUUUAG
Molecule: messenger RNA, 546 nt
Organism: Andrographis paniculata
Lineage: Eukaryota; Viridiplantae; Streptophyta; Magnoliopsida; Lamiales; Acanthaceae
Exons: 4
Coding region: 1-546 (181 amino acids)
Source: RefSeq, a predicted model, not a curated record